UUUCCGAAGUGAGCAGAAGAUGCUACUCCAUUACCGUAUAGAGAAAUUAAUUAAUUUGUAAAUUAAUAUUUAACGAAGUGUUGAAAUGCCAUAAUUGUGAUAAAGAAUUAAGUGUUGUGUGAAUAUUAUCUGAAAUUCACACCAUGUUGGACGUUAAUUCGAGCUCAGUAAAAUUUCAACAAGAUGAGCCGAUGCACGAGAUGCCCACGUUGCAAUGCAGCGAAUGGACUUAUACUAUGAGGAGGAACAUGCAAGAAAUCGUCCCGGGGCUCUUCCUAGGCCCAUACUCCUCUGCUCAAAAGCACUGCCUCAAAACUCUACGUGACCACGGCAUUUCGCACAUAAUUUGCGUUAGACAAGACAUAGAAGCCCAGUAUAUUAAACCCCAAAUCAAUGAUCUCUCUAUAACGUAUUUAACGCUAAACAUAGCCGACACAGCAACAGAAAACAUCAUCAGAUUCUUUCCGACUGUGAGACAAUUCAUUGAUGAGGCGUUUCAAAGGAAUGGAAAAGUUUUAGUACAUGGCAACAAUGGCAUUUCCAGAAGUGCCACUUUAGUCUUAGCCUACAUAAUGGAAAAGUAUGGAUUAAGUAGCAAGGAGGCUAUAGAAUGUGUAAAACAACGACGAGGAUGUAUUCAUCCAAAUGAAGGUUUUUUAGCACAAUUGAUUGAAUAUGAGCCAAUUUAUAAAGCGCGACAAACUUUAGAAAAAGGUGAAACUUCAAAUGAUAACAAACGUCUGAAACGUAAGUCAGAGCAACUGUGCGAAAGUAUAGACUAUGAUCUCAUCCAACCGCCUCCAAGUCCGAUUUCUGAUAAUAAUAAUCACGUCAUUAACUGCCAACCUGACUUUUCUAAUCAUUUAUAUAAAUUAUGGAUGAUGAAGAAAAGUUAAACAAAAAACGAGAAUUGCUACGUCAUUCGCACACUGUAGAAUGAAUCUCUUUCCAAUCUAAUUCUGUUAGAAUUUUUGUUUUGUUAUGUAGUAAUUAUGUUGUUUUUACUUAAGUUCCAUAAGUUUAAUUUGUUAAAGUUUAUUUUUGUUGUUCAUUUUAUUCUUGGAAAUUUUUCUUCACAGUGCCAUUGAGUUGAUUUGAGUCCAAAUUCCGUCUUUGAUUACUUACUAAGCUCGGGGAGAUUUCAAGUUUGAAAUUGAGUGUUUGUUUCAAAGUGAAAUUUCUCCACAUAUACUCAGAAAACUAGUCAAACAUUGUAAUGUAGUAUUGAAUGACAUCCAUAGCUUCACUGGGUCCUUUCAAUCUGUUAAUUUUUAUGAAAAACUAGUGUUGGAGGAAUUGUGUGGAACACACAUUAAUUUAAAACUUGUCACACUUACUUCCUGCAUAACCUAAUGAGUGUCUAGAGAUUCGUCAUAAAACCGAUAUUUAUACUGUAUUAGUAUUUUUCCAGCUAUGUACAUAAAAAUAGUGCCUAUUUCUAUGAAAAUGUAAAUUGAUAAAUUAGUCUAAAGAACCUAUUUUUAUACUUUUGUAACAUUUGUUUCGUUCCUGAAAUAAAUCAUAUGUUAAGUGUUA
This is a messenger RNA of Tribolium madens (black flour beetle), 1536 nucleotides long. RefSeq names its product serine/threonine/tyrosine-interacting protein-like. The record is from RefSeq and is a predicted model, not a curated record. The transcript is spliced from 3 exons. Gene Ontology annotation, cellular component: nucleoplasm; cytoplasm. Gene Ontology annotation, biological process: protein dephosphorylation; regulation of ERK1 and ERK2 cascade; negative regulation of protein binding. Gene Ontology annotation, molecular function: protein tyrosine/serine/threonine phosphatase activity; F-box domain binding. Lineage: Eukaryota; Metazoa; Arthropoda; Insecta; Coleoptera; Tenebrionidae. The coding region runs from base 144 to 896 and encodes 250 amino acids.